Molecule: messenger RNA, 8829 nt
Organism: Hipposideros armiger (great roundleaf bat)
Lineage: Eukaryota; Metazoa; Chordata; Mammalia; Chiroptera; Hipposideridae
Gene: SASH1
Product: SAM and SH3 domain containing 1
Exons: 21
Coding region: 1638-5663 (1341 amino acids)
Biological process (GO): positive regulation of JUN kinase activity; positive regulation of non-canonical NF-kappaB signal transduction
Molecular function (GO): mitogen-activated protein kinase kinase kinase binding
Source: RefSeq, a predicted model, not a curated record
AUAGAUGUAAUAAUAAUAAUAAUAAUAAUAAUAAUAAUAAUAAGCGUACCACUGCCUUAACUGAACUUACUUGUCUUCCGAGCAUCUUAGAGCAUGCAUCUGGCCUAACUCUGGCAUCAUCAUAAGAGAGCACCAGGUCAUGCUGGUCAUGCUAAUUUAGUGUCCUGUGUUCUUUCUACCUCAACACAAUACCUCCUUAUUAUCAAGGGAAAACUUUUUCAUUUCAAAAAUAGUGUCAUCGAGGAUUAUGCUUAAUACAUUUAAUUACUUUUUAACAAGUUUUCACAUUUUGAACUUUUCUGUGAGGGUUAUUCUUCCAUUUGCAUUGAUAGUUAUCCCAGUAAUUCAUGCUUUAUUAAGGGGAUUUCAAGGACAUCGUCUUAUCCCCUUUUAUGUUGAGCUCAGAAGAAUGGUCAGGAGAGCCCUCUAAAACAAGCAAGGCUCUCCCUGGGGCACCUCACCUGCUUUUUUCCACCCCUCAGCUCUUUAAUAUAAGGGCCGGUUUCUAAACUGUUUCACAGUGAUCAAUCACCAAAUCAAUGUCACAUGUAUUGUCAUCUUCCAGGGAAAAUGCUCUGAGUGGUUUUCAAAGAAUCACAAAAGGGGAAAUACCACUACAGGGCUAUUUCCCUCAUAAAAUAAAUCUGUCAUGGAUCUUGUCCUUGGAAAAACACACACAGGGCCCCAAGUGUGGAUUGGCUAAAUGGCUACAGCCAUCACAUUUAGUUUUGAGAACAAUCCUUCCCUAUGCCCUUGCUGUAAAGGAACCACUAAAACCCGAAGUGCACUUCCCUUAAUUACUUGUAACCCCUAGCAGAGCGGGCGCCCAGGAACCAAAAUGUCCCCACUCUUAAUGGAAACGAUACAAACAAUGGCUCGUGCCCAAGAUUUCACACUUGUUUUCCAACCCAGGUCUUGGCUGACAGAGGCCGAGUUGUAAUUCCUUAGAUCGCUUGACUCCCCGAGGGGCGAGGUGUGUGGAUUUGUAACGACACUCCUUGUGAACUCUUUCGGCCGGGAGUAGCUUAAAGAUGAACUUCUCCGGGUUUCUGUGAUCAAAAUGUUUCGGUGAAGAGCGUGAUUGGAAACUUGUGCUGGCGGGAGCCUGCAGCGCCGCUGCUCUUUCAACAGGCGAUUUGUUCUCCUGUCUGUGGCUCAUUUCCAUGCAAAGAGCCCGACAUCAGAGCACCUUUUGUUGCUUAAACGCUUUCUGUAGCUUCGAGGGGAGAGAGUCAUGUGGAGCUGGAAGAGCUCAUUUUGAAGAGAGGGGUCCCGGGGAAUGCCUUCCCGGCUCCAGAGGCCCUGCGCUCGCCCCCGCGGGGCCCUGCUCGGCCGUGCUGGCAGGAGUGAGUCGCGUGCCUUCCUGAGUCGGUCCCCGUCACAGGAAGAAACGCCUUUGCAGCGGGUUUAAUUGCGUCUCAGCCGCCAGAAAUCCCCGCCGUCACCCUCAGUGGUGCGAACUUUGCCUUCGGCUGCCCUGUGGCGGUGCGGAGCCCGGGUGGGAAAGUUUCUGAAGUUGUCAGUCGCGCCGCCCGCUGCCACCUAGAGCCGAGGACGGCUCCCUGGGCAACAUCGAUGACCUGGCGCAGCAGUAUGCAGACUAUUACAACACCUGCUUCUCUGAUGUGUGCGAGAGGAUGGAGGAGCUGCGGAAACGGCGGGUUUCGCAGGACCUGGAUGUGCCUUGUCCAAAAUCAUCCCAUUCUCAGAUUGACUCACCCCAGCACAUUCAUUUCGUGGAGAAACCCGAUGCCAGCCCCACGUCACUUCAGCUGCGGUCCCAGAUCGAAGAGUCUCUGGGCUUCUGUAGCGCCGUGUCAACACCAGAAGUGGAAAGAAAGAACCCUCUUCAUAAGUCAAACUCCGAAGACGGCUCUGUAGGAAAAGGAGAUUGGAAGAAGAAAAACAAGUAUUUCUGGCAGAACUUCCGAAAGAACCAGAAAGGAAUAAUGAGGCAGACUUCAAAAGGAGAAGAUGUGGGUUAUGUUGCAAGCGAGAUAACAAUGAGUGAUGAGGAACGGAUUCAGCUGAUGAUGAUGGUCAAGGAGAAGAUGAUCACCAUUGAAGAGGCGCUUGCUCGGCUCAAGGAAUACGAGGCCCAGCACCGGCAGUCAGCUGCCUUGGACCCUGCCGACUGGCCAGACGGCUCUUACCCCACAUUCGAUGGCUCAUCGAACUGCAAUUCAAGAGAACAGUCGGAUGAUGAGACCGAGGAGUCGGUGAAGUUUAAGAGGUUACACAAGCUGGUAAACUCCACUCGCAGAGUGAGAAAGAAACUAAUCAGGGUGGAAGACAUGAAAAAGCCCAGCACUGAAGGCGGGGAGGAGCCUGUGUUUGAGAAUUCGCCCGUCCUGGAUGAAAGGGCCGCCCUUUACUCUGGAGUGCACAAGAAGCCUUUCUUCUUUGAUGGCUCCCCUGAGAAACCUCCUGAAGAUGAUUCAGAGCCCCUCACCACUUCUCCAUCAUCUAGCAGCCUGGAUACCUGGGGAGCUGGCCGGAAGCUGGUCAAAACCUUCAGCAAAGGAGAGGGCCGAGGCCUCAUUAAGCCCCCCAAAAAGAUGGGGACAUUUUUCUCCUAUCCAGAAGAAGAGAAAGCCCAGAAGGUCUCUCGCUCCCUCACUGAGGGGGAGAUGAAGAAGGGGCUCGGGUCCCUGAGCCACGGGGUAAGUACGGAUGGUGUUUGCUUCUAUGACAACCACCGUCGUAAGCACCACCUUCUAGUGUCCCUGGAAGAGGUUCAGAGUGUCCGGAAGCAAAUCCGCUUGAAGAAGACGGAUACUAAUUAUUCAUGUUCCAGAGCUUUCCUCUGCCAGCGUCCCUCCCGAAAAGGAGUUAACAACAGCAUGACCUGUGACCUGCAGCUGCUCCGGCAGAGGCCCAAAGGGGGAGGGGGCUGCGGCGUCCCCAGCAGGAGGGUGCGCGGGCGCCCCGCGGUCAGCGAGUUCAAUAUCACCUACGUGGUGGAGCGGAGCCUGUACAGCCACCUGAACUUGACCCAGCUAGUGCGUCCUGCCUCAGACAGGACCCUGAGCAAGGCUGAGAAACAGGACCUGAGGAGGUGUUUGCUGGAGGAGGAUGAGGAGGCAAAGAGGAAAUGGGCCGCCACAGUCGACCGCUGUACUAAAAGGGUUCUCUUGAGAAUCCACCAGAAGUCCAGAACCUGCAGUUUUGGAGGGUUUGAUUUGACAAAUCGUUCUCUGCACAUUGGCAGUAAUAACUCUGACCCAAUGGGUAAAGAAGGAGAUUUUAUGUACAAGGAAGUCAUCAAAUCACCCACGGCCUCCCGCAUCUCUCUUGGAAAAAAGGUGAAAUCAGUGAAGGAGACAAUGAGGAAGAGAAUGUCUAAAAAAUACAGCAGUUCUGUCUCUGAGCAGGACUCGGGCCUUGAUGGAAUGCCUGGCUCCCCUCCAUCGUCCCAGCCUGACAGCGAACACAUGGACAAGCCCAAACUUAAAGCCGGAGGUUCUGUAGAGAGUCUGCGGAGUUCUCUGAGUGGACAGAGCUCGAUGAGUGGUCAGACCGUAAGUACCACCGAUUCCUCGACCAGCAACAGGGAGAGCGUCAAGUCGGAAGAUGGUGACGACGAGGAGCCCCCCUACCGGGGCCCGUUCUGUGGGCGAGCCAGGGUGCACACCGACUUCACGCCCAGCCCCUAUGACACAGACUCGCUCAAGCUCAAGAAAGGAGACAUCAUCGAUAUAAUCAGCAAACCACCCAUGGGCACCUGGAUGGGCCUAUUGAACAACAAGGUGGGCACAUUCAAAUUCAUCUACGUGGAUGUGCUCAACGAGGAGGAGGAGAAGCCCAAGCGCCCCACCAGGAGGAGGAGGAAAGGAAGACCGCCCCAGCCCAAAUCCGUGGAGGACCUCCUGGAUCGGAUUAACCUGAAAGAACACAUGCCCACUUUCCUGUUCAAUGGAUACGAAGAUCUGGACACCUUUAAGCUCCUGGAGGAGGAAGACCUGGAUGAGUUAAAUAUCAGGGACCCAGAACACAGAGCUGUUCUCUUGACAGCGGUGGAGCUAUUACAGGAAUAUGACAGUAACAGUGACCAGUCAGGGUCCCAGGAGAAGCUGCUUGCCGACAGCCAGGGCCUGAGUGGCUGCUCUCCACGAGACUCCGGAUGCUACGAAAGCAGUGAGAAUCUCGAAAACGGCAAGACUCGGAAAACUGGCCUUCUCUCUGCCAAGUCACCAACUGAGUCCAGCUUGAAGUCUUUCAACAGGAAUCAGCUGGGGAACUACCCAACCUUGCCUUUACCGAAGUCGGUGGACUCACUGAAGCCGGGGGAGGACGGCAGACUGGGCGGUGGUCUGGCCCCUCACACCUCCAAGCGCUGUGACCAGCCAUGUGGGACUGGUUUGAAUAAAAACCGGAGGAGCCUCCCCGUUUCCAUGUGUCGGAGCUGUGAGACCCUGGAGGGCCCCCAGCCUGUGGAAACUUGGCCCCGAUCCCAUUCCCUGGAUGACCUUCAAGGAGAGCCUGAUGCUGAAAAAGAUGUGCCUAGUGCAGUGACAGAACCCUCCCCUCAGAUUGCACCAGAAGUGCCACAAAAGACAACCCCGUUCGUCGCAAAGGUUCACAGCCCCAAACGAGAUUCUGCUGUUGACAAGGCGUUGCUACUGACCCAAAGCAAGAGAUUUUCUGAACCUCAGAAAAUGACUACUAAGAAACUGGGGGGCUCGAUAACAGCCUCUUCACGUGGCGUGACACCUCCGCCAUGUUUGCCCAAAAACUAUGAUGCUCAGCCUCCCGGAGUUAGACACAGUUUAAUGAGGACUCCUCUCGAGGGUCACAGAAAGGGACUUGAUUUUGAAGGAACACAUCACCCCCCAGGCACCAAAGAAGGUGAGCAGAGGGGCCCUGAGGCCAGAACGCAGGCCAAACACCCUGCCCAGCCACCACCUGUUCCCGCCAAGAAGAGCAGGGAGCGCCUGGCCAACGGCCUCCACCCGCCUGCCCUCGAUGCACCGUGCCUGCCUCUGAAGAAGGGCGGCCCCAGCGGCCCCAGCCCCAGCGACUGUCAUCUCCCUCAGGCUUCUAGGCCUCCCUCAGGGCAGGAGCCGGGCAGCCCACCCACCGCGAGGCCACCGCCCUGGCUCUCAGAGCUGCCUGAGAGCGCGAGCCUCCAGGAACACGGCGUGAAGCUGGGCCCGGCUUUGACCAGGAAGAUCUCCUGCACUCGGGGAGUCGAUCUGGAAAUGCUCACGGAAGACAAGUUAGGAGCCGAAGGCAUCGAUCUCACUGAGGAGCCAUAUUCUGAUAAGCACGGCCGCUGUGGGAUCCCUGAAGCCCUGGUUCAGAGAUACGCAGAAGACUUGGAUCAGCCUGAGAGGGACGUGGCCACCAGCAUGGACCAGAUCCGCGUGAAGCUGCUUCGGAAGCAGCACCGCAUGGCGAUCCCAAGUGGCGGACUCACAGAAAUCUGUAGAAAGCCCCUUUCUCCCGGAUGUGUUUCGUCCGUGUCGGAUUGGCUGAUUUCCAUCGGCCUGCCCAUGUACACCACCACCCUGACGGAAGCGGGCUUCAGCUCACUGGGCCAAGUGCCUUCUCUGUCCCACACUUGCCUUCAGCAGGCCGGCAUCACAGAGGAGAGACACAUAAGCAAGCUCGUGUCUGCAGCCAGACUCUUCAAACUGCCGCCAGGCCCCGAGGCCAUGUAGCCAGGCCUUGACUGGACCUCCCUGGACAAGAGCCACCCUUUCACUGUGCUUAUGACGCUGAUGCAAUUUCCCCUUUGCUGGACAUGCAGACCAGAUCCAGAAGAAAGGCCAAGUGUGUGGCCACGCAGCACGGAACCGUCGCACGGGACCGGUGACCCUCUCUUCUCCAGAAAAGCCCCCCUGAGAACAUUGGUGCAGUUCUCUUUGACACUCUCCCUCCCCUCAAAGAAAAGACAGCGCUUAUUUUUAUUUUCAGAACACGCUAGAACCAAGAUGCCAACUUGCCACAAAUGCCAUGCCUCCAGUCUGUCUUGGGACACUGGGAGAGGACUGGGGGCAGAGGGAGGGGCAGCCUGUUUCUGGUAGUGCCCUUGCGCUCUGUCUAUCACCCUGCAGGCUACCUGAGGGCCAGAUGGGCUUAGUUAGGCCAAAGUCACAGACUCGGGAGUGAUUGUACACUGUUGACCAUGCUCAUUGGUUCAAAAGUAAGAAAAUCUGGCUGCACUAGGAAAAAAAAAAUGUCCUAUUCUCCUUUAGAUAAACAAGAGACAUUUUAAUUGCUUUCUAGCAAUCAGCUUUUAUUUGCCUUAAUAUAAGCUUUUAAGCAGUUAUCUAACUAGCGUUCACCACCCUGUAACCAUAGUUCCAAAUCUUCAGCGUAGACUGCCAUUUAACAUAUCUGGGAUGUUUUCAGCAAAAAUGGGCUUUUCUAAUUGUCUCAUUCCAACGUGGUUUAUUUUGUAGGGGUGUUUAUCAGGCACAAAUUUCAUGUUGGCUUUCAGUUUUUAAACUAACUACAAAUCCAGUAAAAAAAAAACCAACUAUUUGAAAUUCACAAAGAUAUGACGUGUGUAUCUGCGAGUGUGUGUGGGUGUGUGGGUGUGUUUAUAGUAACUACCUUCCAUUGUAAUCAGCUUAGUAUCAUUAUCGUGUCGGUCAUCGUGUUGCAGUAUUGACUUGGACCCCUGACCAUGUCCAUUCCAAUAAUUCAGUCAUCAGCUAACAGAUCACCUUUGCAAAGAGUCAUGGUAAGGGUGACUAUUUCGGAAAGAUGUUUUUUUUUAAAGGGAAGUAGUUUAUAAGAUGUUUUAAAGUGGUUUUUUUUUUUGGUGUUUUUUUUUUUCAGUUUUACAAUUAAGAUGUUUUUCUUCUUUAGACAAUUCUUUUAACUCAAAUAAAGGUUCAUUUUGGAGCCAGGCAAGCCACGUUACCCAUGUAUUAAGUAUUUGCAUAUUUUCAGUUGUUUUCCAGCUGAUUUCAGCAAACACUUAGUCUAUCCUUUUAGUCUUGUGUCUGAUUUUCUAGCAAACAGAAAUUUAGACAACUAAACAAUAUGUUAAGGUUUCCAUUGCGUACAAAAUGAAUUCCCUUUACGUUCUUCUCAUGCAGCAUUCUUAAGCUUUGAAUGUGAUCAUUUAAAAUAGAAACAUUUUGAACACAAAGCCUUGAUCAGAAAAGUUCUGUAAUAUUUCAUCUACUCACAAAAACAAAUGAUUUCCCUCAGGGAAAAAAAAAAAAGUAAUGUCAUUAAUUACAAAGCCAUUUUUAGUGUUUGCUUUAUAUACUUGUAUCCAUGUUUCUGAGGAAAAGGACGUUCUCAGGUGAUAUAUUUUUUCAUGCUUUGGUGUGCAUUUUAAACAAUAAUAUAUAUUCAGUAAUACCUUCCAUAAGAUGCCAUGUGAGGAAGUUGUGGAAAUCUAGAAUAAAAAGCUGAAGCUACCAAGUUUCUAUUGAACUCUUAAAAACAGCCCAGUUUUGUCACCUUUGGUUGUGACCUUCCUGUCAGCAUAGCGCAUUUGGAAAGUAACGAGGCUGCAGGGCUCUCCGAUAACCACAUCACUGAAACUGCAAGUGCUCCGGUGGAGAUGGGUGCUGUCAAAUGGACCCUCAUCCUGCUUUCUGAAAAAUCCUGCUCAUAGUUUGAGCAAAAAAAAAAAAAACCCCACAUAAAAGUCAUAUAAGAGGUAACAAAGCGGAAGGAGCAAUCUCAUGUGAAUUUCCAAGUUUUAGUUCAUGUUCUGUGUAACAUUUUCAUUUAAGUAAAAGUGGCACGUGGGAAGGGAAUUUUCUGACCUUGAGCUUUUGAGAAUGCCAAACCGUGUUUUUGUCACAGUUCUUUGGAAAUCAUUGCCUUUGCGUAGAAAAAUCUAAUUCAGGGACCAUGAGUAAUUUACGGUGGGAAGAUCUUCCUAAUCUGAGGGGUCUGAGAUUGUUUUUACUUUAUUGUGCUCUUUAAAAUCUUUUUUUUUCUUUUUUUUAAUCGUUAGUAUUUGUUUGGUGGUCUUCUUUUGCUUUACACAUUUCAUUUGAUCCUAGAAAAGCCUCGGUGUUUGUGUGUGACAUUGACUGAGGUGGCUUGGGGCUGCCUGUGGAGGGUAGGAGACAGGUGUCAGCAAUACCUAAUUUUAAUCAGUUGCACUUGGUACAGAAGGUGGAGGAAUGGUGAAAAUUGGUUUUGGAAAGCACAAAAGAAACCUGGAAAGGCAGUUCAGCUCAGGUAGCUACACAUCAAUUGUGUAAAUGUUUACUUUGAAGCUGUCUAGAAGGAAACGCGGCCAGCCCCAACCACUAUUUACAUUCCCACAUAGCCAAGUGGGAGAUAGAUUUUCAUGGCUUUGCCUUAGUCAGAAGCCCUAGUCUCUGUCCUGAACCCGGGUGUGGGUGAAAUCGGAAAUUACUAGUCUAUUGGAAAUCAGUUCCUGACAUAGCAAAGUUUGCUUUCAUAACUGCAGCAAAAAGAAGUCAAUUCACCAAGUCAGUGCUGCAUGUGUGUACUGUAUUAUUUUCAGAAAAAUAAAUAUAGUAGUCUGAGUCCAAGUUAUCUUGAUUUUAAAUUGAUAGAGAAAACAGGAAACUGUCAAGCAAGUUAUAUAACAACUAACAACAUUGCACUUUCUGUAUAUGAAAUCAAUAUUUAAAUAACUUAUUUUUCUCCAUUGCUGUUCUUAAACAUUGUAAGUAGCUGUAAUAUACCAGUACCAAUAUGUUCUUGCAAUUGCUUCAGCCCAAGAAAGCUGUGUAUUGUUUUAAAAAUUGUAAAAAUUAUUGUGAUGAUUCAUUUAGCAAAGAGAAAGGACAGAAGGGUUUUCCUAUGUAUCAAAACUUGUCUAUAAUUAUGUCAUCUAUGUACCUAGAAAAAAAAAGUAAAUAAAUUUCUUCAGUUGAA